Messenger RNA from Pelagomonas calceolata, 1847 nucleotides. The record is from the annotation of a GenBank genome assembly. Lineage: Eukaryota; Pelagophyceae; Pelagomonadales; Pelagomonadaceae.
GUAAGACACUAGCAAGCCAUGGCUGCCUUGUCAGCCUCAAAAAAAGCUGUCAUAAACGGUGUGCUUGCAGGCGUGCGCAGCGCCAGCAGUCGUCCGCGACAGCAUUCGUUCGCUGCAAGCUUGGCGAGACAAAUAACUGCGUUUUGCGCCUGUGCGGCACCCCUCACAACAAUGCACACUCAUCUCAUCAUCAUUGCAUCGAUCGCACCCGUCAUCAACGCACUGCAAACGCCACCUCGCAAGAAAGUAGUAGUCGUCGGUGCCGGCUGGGCAGGACUCUCGACCGCCUGGACGCUGAGCAAAAACAACGUCGACGUUACCCUCGUCGACGCGGCCGCGCGGCCGGGUGGAGUGGUAAGAGACGGUUUCAAAACGCGGGGCGGCCGGCCGGCGGAGGCGGGCCAGCACGGCUUCUGGGAAGAAUAUUUCAACAUCUACAAACUGCUGGACGAACUUAAGCUCGAGGAGGACCCAUUGACGGGGUAUGCCGAGCAGGGCCAGUACUCGCCCCAGGGCCUGGUCGCGAACAGUGCAAUCACCACACCUUCACGCCAUCGAGCAGACCCGUCGAUGGCGUGUGGCUGACGCGGUCGAUCAUUCACGCAGGAGGCCAUCUGGCCCGUCUACCGGGACAAGCAGAACUUGCCGACAGGCCUAGCGCAAGCACGGUACACGCGCUUCCUCAAGCUCUCUCCUUUGGAUUUGGCGACGGCGGCGCCGCUCGUCGCCGCCUUCUCGGAGUUUCUGUCGGACGAUGGCGCGUGGAGGCGCUACGACGAGCUCUCGUUUAGAGACCUGUGCACGAAGCUGGGCGUGUCGCGGAAGCUGUACCGGGAAGCGUUCGAGCCCAUGAUUUUGACGGGCUUGUUCGCGCCAGGCGAGCAGUGCUCGGCGGCCGCGGCGUUAGGUAUGGCCUACUUCUUCGUGCUCAAGUCGCAGACGGCAUUCGACGUGCGGUGGUGUAGAGGUAACAUCGGGGAUUUGAUCUUCGCUCCCUGGUGUGAUCAGUUAAGGGAGCGCGGCGUCACGCUGCAAUUUGACACGAGGAUUGAAGGUGUAGAGCUUGACGGCGACACGGUGACUGCCGUCAAAGCAGCGGGUGAGACCAUCCCCUGCGACGACAUCGUCUUCGCGGUGGGGAUGCGUGCUCUCAAAGGCCUGGCCAAGUCCCCGGCGCUCGCGUCGCGCGACGAGUUUCGCAGAUUCGGCAACUUGAGGGGCACGGACGUCCUUGCGACCCGUCUUUUCUUCGACCGCGACGUCGAGACGCCGUACAGCGCCAACGCCUGCUGGGGCUUCGACGACAAGGUGGGACAGACGUGGUUUGAUCUGAAGAAGCUCCACGCGCCGCGGCUGGAUGACGAGCCCGGAGCGGUGGUGGAAGUUGACUAUUAUCACGCCGGUUCUCUCCUCGGCCUCUCGGACGCGGAACUCGAGGCCAAAGCAAGGCGGGACCUCGAGACGAUGGUGCCCGCGUUUAAGAGCGCGGAACUCGUCGACGCGGCCGUUGUUCGCCUACCGGAGGCGGUCAAUUGGUACUUCCCCGGCAGUUACCAAUCCUGCCCUACGACUGAAUCCGAGUCGCUCCGGAACGCGUACUUCGCGGGCGACGUGGUCAGGGACCUGGGCCACGGGUCGUGGUCGCAGGAGAAGGCCUACGUCUCCGGCGUCGCGGCGGCGAACCGCGUCCUGGGCCGUUCGGCGCUCGACGGUGUCGAGUCGUUGCGGCCGGAUGAACCGCACGUCGCGGCCGGCGCGGCGGCGGCGAAAGCGCUUCGGCGGGUCUUCUCGUUCGGGGGUGACGGUCCGAGUCUUGCGUCCGUGCCGUGGUGAGUAAAUGUGAGAUG